AUGGCGCUCUCUGUCGCGCCCAAGCUAUUUGCCUCAGAUAGAUCCAGGGCAUGGCUCUUAACGUUAACCAGUGCUCUUGUCAUGACGGUCGGUGGUCUAGGUUUCGCAUUUGCCUUCUUUGCUAGCACUGAGCAGAUAAAUCACUUCCCUCUCUUGGACGUCGGGUGGGCGAAUGCUAUCUGCUCCUGCUUUAUAUCAUUUUUGGCUGCUGACAUGGUGUUGGGUUACUUGUACUUUAAAUCUGAAGUGAAUUGGCUUACCGGAUGGGUCCAUCAUAUUGGCUACUCCAUUGUUGUCUUUGGAUGUAUACAGCACAGAGUCGCUGGUGGUUUCCUCACGUUUGCUUCCUUAUUGGAACUUCCCAGUAUACCUCUGUCACUAGGACAUAUUAAGAAGGCUUGGAGACGUGAUUAUCUCUUUGGAGUGCUAUUCUUUGCCACGAGAGUAUUGGUGAACUUUUACGUGAUACUGCACGUCAGGGUAGCCUAUCCCCACUCGAACUUCUAUUUAGUAACAGCUGCACCUCUUCCUCUACACAUCUUUUGGUUUUACAAUUGGGUUCAGCAGCAAAUACGCAUACGGAAGCAUAAGCACACUGAUACUGCUACUGCUGCUACUGUGAAAAAAAUGGAGUAA
Synchytrium microbalum is the source of this 636-nucleotide messenger RNA. RefSeq lists its product as uncharacterized. The transcript is spliced from 3 exons. The record is from RefSeq and is a predicted model, not a curated record. NCBI's taxonomy places the organism in Eukaryota, Fungi, Chytridiomycota, Chytridiomycetes, Synchytriales, Synchytriaceae. Bases 1 to 636 code for a protein of 211 amino acids.